Messenger RNA from Ustilago hordei, 6756 nucleotides. RefSeq lists its product as uncharacterized. Bases 1 to 6756 code for a protein of 2251 amino acids. The transcript is spliced from 2 exons. Gene Ontology annotation, molecular function: guanyl-nucleotide exchange factor activity. The record is from RefSeq and is a predicted model, not a curated record. NCBI's taxonomy places the organism in Eukaryota, Fungi, Basidiomycota, Ustilaginomycetes, Ustilaginales, Ustilaginaceae. Gene Ontology annotation, biological process: intracellular signal transduction.
AUGAUGGGCUUCGACGAAAACCACCACGCCAAUCUGUCGUCGCCUCGCUCCAUACCCUCGUCCUCUCGUUCGCCGCGGCUCGACGCAAGUCAACGCGCUCAGCGCAGCCUAUCUCCUUCUGCACUCAGCACAUCACCCACCACUAGAAGGUCUUCGUACGGCAGUCAGCUACUUUCGGUCCCGGGCUCGGCGUCCGGCGAGGCCGAUGGUCUCUCAUCGCCAACCGGCUUCUCUCCCGACACCUCACGUCAUCGUCGAGGCUCUCGCUCUUCCAUUCUCGCCUCAGCCUCCGAUGCGACAGGUGCCAGCGCCACAUCGGACAGAGAGUCGAUCCGCUCUGUUGGCAGCAGCUCGCACGUUGGUUCUUCCAUUCCAAGACAGCGCUCACAUCGAGCAUCUCGAAAUGAGGAAAGGGAGCGAAAUGCUUCGCCAGUCUCCUUCUACUCUGUUUCCGAGGCUCCUCUGACCUCGCCUCGGAGGUCACAUCAGGGCAGCAUGCAGAUCAAUUCCACUCGUGCUUCUUUCAACGAAGCUGGUUCAACAUCCGCCCUUGGCUCACCACAAGGCGCCUCUAAGCACAACGGUCUGUCCGCUGCUCAUUCUUCCAAAGCGGCAGCUCCAACAUCUCCCAACACCAUGCCAGCCACAUCCCACCGCGGAACUACUGAUAGGCGCAACGUCACCAAUCCUACAUCUGCGCACCGUUCAGCGUCUGCUCAACAUCGCAGAUCUGGUCAAGAGCCCCAAGUGCCUACCUUGAUGCCGUCUCUGUCAUCCUAUUCGUCGCAGUCCAUCCUGGCAUCCCAGAAUCAGCCUCCCCUGCAGAAUGAUCGAGCGCCUUCAGCUUCUCGCUACGAGCCAGUACCCUCCUCGGCUGCGUCUGUUGUCUCGCAGCCUAGAUCCAUCUCCAGCUCCAGAUCUGUUGCCAGCUUUGGGCAUCUCGAUCCAGAAACAGCCGCACGGCCACGAUCGAAAAGCAGCGCCAGUUCUUCCAAACCAAGCAAGAGCCCAGCGCCCACACAGUCUGCUUCUUCAUCUGGAGAUAUUGCCAGUGCUGCCAACAUGCCUCCACCCACAGGCCAACCCACAAAGGCCCAGCCAAACGCGUCGGCGCCCACAAAGCUCAGCUUAAGGUCCCGCAUCUUUGGUCUCAAGAACGAUAAAGCUGCAUCCAAUUCUCCUUCCUCCGCCGAUUCGGGCAAUGAGACCCCGUCGCCAAAGUCUGCUCACUUUCCUCCUUCUCUUCGCUCCGAGCGUUCCCACAGCGAUCAUCACAGCGAUACCCACUCUGUUGAGCAAGGCUUGCCAUCUCCAGGUUUUGCAGCCUCCCAUUCUGGGCACGAUUGUGACGACGCCAGCGAGACAGGUGAUGCCGCCGCCACCGAUCCGCGUUCCGAUGCCACACGCAAAUCUAGCGGAGCCUCCAGCUUUCUCCGGAAAACCAUCCGCUUCAAGGACAAGUCGGCCUUUCUCAAGACUCGCCCUUCUGUCUCCUCGAUGACAUCCGAAUCUGCAGCUUCCACAUCAGCUUCCGUGCCUCCGUCUCCUGCUGAUCCGCCGAGCGGCUCCGACGUGGAGGUUUCCACCAGGAAAGUGCCCGUCUACAAGCAGGUCAGCGGCCGCAGGGGGCCACAGUACCAUGAUGCAAGCGGCGAUCAGACGCUUCUCGUCCCUCGUGCUUCAACGGAUCGUCUGCGCAACAGCGCGCCCAACGCCCUUCUACCUCCAGUCACUGAACGCGACCUCAAAGGCCAAGCCAAUCUCUUACAGUCAAACUCUAGUCUUGGUCUGAAGCAGGAGCCUGCAAGGGGGAGCAGCUCGUCAUCCUCUCAAUCAAAAACGAAUGGAUCUCUUGCUGGUGCGGAAACUGCUAGUGUGCCGCGUCCGCCCUCAUCUCGGUCAGGCGGUCAUGGCGCCAGAACUCACAUCCCGAGAAGCAGCAGUCUUCACGAUUCUGUUGGACGUGGAAGCAAACUCGGCAUUGUACCUCCCUCCAAAACAUCGGUCGACCGAUCUGUCUCGUCACCGAUGCUCUCCCCCGAGGUGCCAGACUCACCCCGCAGACGACCUCGUUCCAGUUCCGCAAACUCUUUUGUACCUCAGAUCCAGCCCAGGACCACCAGUUCGACUUUGCAAGGCUCGGUGCGAAGGCCUGUCACCGUACAGGGCAGUCCCUCGUUCAGCCCAUCUCCGUAUGCAAGUGGAUCCCCCGCAAACCGUGUGGCACAUCGGCUAAGCAGAGCCAAGACGGCUGACAGCGGUCAUGCCUAUUCCGGCUCUUUAUCUAGCCUCAGAGAUAUUCUAAUGGUAGCACAUACCAUCUCGGAGGAGGGCGCCGUCUACAACACGCCAGAAAACAAAAACACGCCACGUUUCGAGGCAAACAGAAUUCCGUCUGCUGCUACAUCAUCAAAAUUUGGAGCUUCGCCUGGCGAAUCCAAGCGGCCCGGCCUUCCACCGAAGAACCCCCUUCGCAAGCAGAGGCCAUCUGGAGUCAGUGUCAACAACACACCUUUGGUGUCAGGCGAUUCACCAUCCUCGGCCCACACGACAGGUGUAGUUCACGGCCCUGCCAUGAGCAAGCCGGAUGAACGACUUUUGAGCCCAGUGGCUCGAAAUAGAGACUUGAUCGGACCACUGUCACCCUCAAGCUCAACGCCGUCCCUUGCUGAGUACAGGAGCCCCACUUCGGAGCCGGGCACACUCCCGUCCACAGAGAGGCACACAGAGAGGCACACUGCGGAUGACGACUUCCGCUCGCGUGAAAUCGCCAGGCAACAUGGUGCACAGCUUGGACAGAUCCCAUCUCGCUCGCCCGGAGUGUCUCACAGCACUCACAGUGGGUCAUCAUCGCCUGCGCAUUCGACCUUUGCCUCUGCGCAGCAACUCUCCAGAGCACCCUCGAGCGAGUCGACGGCUGGCUGGGCUUUGAGAAGGCAUGAACGUGCUGCAAGCGAUGCCACCAGUUCCAUGGCCGACCUUCGAUCUGUCGUUGAGGCUGCAGCUUCCACGCCCUCGCUCCAUUCAGAGACAUCGUCUGGAACGCGCAAGAAGAAGGAUGGAACAGGCAGCAAGAUGUUUGCCUUUGCGCGCGACUUCUCCAAUCGUGAAGGAAGCGAAACAAACGCAACGAUGUCGAGCUCAGCCACCUUCCGUCUCGGUCGCAGCAGUAAAUCAAAGAAAGGUGACGCAACCGUCCGCCCCGUCAUUCGCAGACUGUAUGACGGACCUUUGGAAGGCGAAGCUGCCGCGCUUGCUUUAAGACAGGCUGUCGAUGCUCAUCAAUCGCCACUGCAAUUCACAAACGGAGUCAGUCCCCGAUCUUCUGUUGCUGACCUCAGUGCCGCAGCAGCCAUGAGCCCCCGCACUCCCGGCGGUUACAGCUCGGCUACGGUGGGAGGUCGACAGCCCAGCUCCGCGAGCCUCGUUCGUUCAGCAUCGUCUACAGGAAGCACAGCAAGAGAUAUGAUGACACCUGCUUCUACCCACCUAUUGACGCCUCAGAUAGCAAGGAAUGGCAGCGGCGUCUUCCUCGCUCGAAGUCCUAACUUUGUCAAGCCGAGCUGGUCCAUCCCACAGGAGAAUCUGUCACAAGAGCAGAAGCGACUCGUAAAGCGAUGGUAUACUCUGCGCGAGCUUCUCGAGACUGAAAGAGCGUAUGCGUCUGACCUUGCAGUCGCUCGAGACAUCUACCUCGCAAGAGCCAAGCUGAGAGCUGGAAUCACGGCACCGCUCUCCCCUUUGAGCGUGCGAUCGGCAAGCAUCUUCUCGCAGCUUGCCUCCCCCGAGCCGUCGACUCACAGCAGGUCCUCGCAACCGUAUUUGCAACAGCGAGGAACUACGAGCACCCUCAGCUCUGGGCCGAGCUUGCCCUCAGGCAAAGGCGCUCUACCUCAGCGCACGCUAUUUCGCAAUGCAUCCGGAGAUGCCACAGCUAUUUCUGCGCUAGCUAAUCCCAACCAGGUCAACCAGACUGCAUCUUCGGCCUCGCUCACGUCCAGCAACCCGAGCAACCGCUCUUCAAUGUACACUGUGUCGUCGCAGAGCUCGCAGACCUCGGAUGCCAGUCACUUUGCACUUUCCGGACAUCCGACCUCCUCAGGAGGCUUUUCUACGUCGUUCUCGAUCGACGGCAAGCGUCUGUCUCCCGCGACAGGAGUUAAACUCACUCCAGGCCCAUCAAUGGUCCAGCCAAGUCCAGCAAUCUCGCCGUAUUCUUCGACGCCUGCGACACCGUCCAUCUCGAGCCCAUCGGAGGUGAUGUCGCCUGGUCUCAUCGGUUCGAACGAAGGAACCACCACCAGCACGCCAGAUGCUCCUUUCAGUGCCAGCGAUGUCCGCAUCGUGUUUGCUCAGCUCGAGUCUUGUGCCGCCUUUGCAGACGAGAUGGUCGCCAUCCUCGAAAGUGCUGUCGGCAAGAUGUGCAGCGGCACGGCUGAAGAAGCGUGCCAGCUGCUUGCUCAGGGUGAAGUUCGUGAAGAGUCAGAGACGGAUCGAGUCGGACAGGCCUUCCUCAAACUCAUGCCAAGGAUUGAACAAGUCUACUCAGCAUAUUGCUCGCGACACGAGGUUUCCAUGUCGAAGUUGCAGGAGCUUUUGAGCACUCAGCCCAAAGUCGCAGCGUUUCUUGCCGAAUGCACACAGGCUGCGCGGGCGUACACGAAUGCAUGGGACCUGUCUUCAUUACUCAUCAAGCCAGUGCAGCGCGUGCUCAAGUACCCACUUUUGCUAUCGCAGAUCCUGGCGUCUACCAGCAGCAAGCAUCCGGACAUGGGAAGCCUCUCCGCGGCGUCGGUCGAGAUUCAGAAAGUAGCCGACAACAUCAACGAGGUCAAGAAGCGCAAAGAUCUUGUGGAGCAAAUCGUGAGCGGCAAGACCGCGAAACGAACAACCGGCCAACGCAUGCAGCACGGAGCGACCAAGAAGCUUCUACGUCGUCAAGAGAAGGUCAAAAAGCUUGUUCUCGGACCGACAGAAGAUAUCCUGGCCGACGAAGGGCAGUACAAAGCAAUGGUGACACAGUUCCGUCAGCUGGAGAAGGCGACAACUACAUUCUCCAGACGAUGCACUGCAUGGUCCUUAAGCGUCAAGGAAGCUCACGUGGCGCAACUGAAGCUGUUGGACCAGUGGUGCCGCGCAUACGCUGUUGACGAGAUGGCUGCUGGUACAGAGGCCGAGACUCGCCUCCGUGCGUUCAUGCAUCUGAUUGAACGAACCUUCCUGAGCGACUACUGGUCGCAGCUGGACUCAGAGAUCCGUACCAGUCUCACGCCUGCGGUGCAAAGAAUUGCUGCACUCUUCAUCCUCCCUCAGUCCGUCAUCGCAAAGCGCAAUGACAGAGAACCGGACUACACACGCUACAGAGCCGAGAUCACACGCGGCGGUGUCAAGGCAGCCGACAAGAAGCUCACCGAGAGUGCCAAUGCUUUCAUUGCCCUCCACACUCAGCUGAUGAACGAACUUCCUCAGUUCAACUACGGCAUCCAAACGCUCCUCGACCUCUGCAUUGAGUCGCUCUCUCGCACGCAAGCUUCUUACCACCUUCGCGUGCAUCGUUCGCUCAUCAGCUUCUGGCAGAACUUUGGACCUGAAGGCAACUCCGACAUCGCUCACAACGAAGAGACGGAUGAAAAGUCAAUGCGCCACUUGAAUCCGGUCAAGAUCUUCUGGCCUUUGCAUAGCAAUGUAGCUGGCUAUGCUGAGUCGUUAGGGAUCGUUACGGGCAUCGUUGUGGACGAUCGUUCGCGUUCGGCUUCGAUGAGCACAGAUAGCGAUUUUCUGGCCGUUGGCAACUUGAGUCCUGUCAGCAACAACCACUUUUCGCCAUUGCAGUCGACCAGGGCGUUGCCGGAUUCGGAAUUCGCAUCCAAGGUGCCGGACGCUUCGAGCAUGAGCCAGCAGAUAGAGUCGGUUACAGCUGCUGGCUCGGAAGAGCUGCUGGACCCCGUCAGUGCACGAACGAGUCCUUUCACGACACCGCCUCUAGGGUCACGUCGACCGUCGUUCCCUCCGCAAUCGCACCAACAGCACCUGCUUGGAUCCCCAGCACCGAUCGACUCCUCGCUGCCAUCGGGAAGCGGACCUCCACCGCUGCGAUCCCAGAAAUCAAGUGGUCUGAUUGUACUCCUGCGUUCAGUGGGAAGCAGUUCAGCAAUAAGCAGUGUCGCCGGAUCGCGCAAGAACUCACAAUCGACCGACCAUACUGCCAUGGAGAGCUUUGUUGAUGGUUUAGAAGAUUCCAACCCGCCUACGCCCGUUAGCAAGGACACGCCGUUGAUGAACAGGAGAAACAGCAACAGUGAAGAUGCGCCAGCUCCAACACUACCUGCCCUCAGCUUCAACUCCGGAUUCUUCGGUCAGUCCGAUGCGGUGUUCACUUUUGCUUCCGCGUCUGUUCAGUCGCAGGUUAAGACCGGGCAGGAGACAAAGAGCGUUCACCCACCAACUUCCAUCGCGGAAAGCGUUGUAGCAGGAGAAGAUAGAACAGUCGACGCACUCAAGCGAACAAGCAAGCCCACCACCAACUUUACCCCUCCCCUUUCGCAGGCAGCGUUCGGGACAAUGGCAGCAGUAGCCGAUAGUCCCACCACUACUGAAGGUCGGGGAAUGAAGAACGGGUUCCCUUUUGUCCAGUACAGCGUAGGCGAUCUGUUCCGCGUCACGGACGCACAUGAAGGAGGUCUGCUGCUCUUUGGCCAUUCUGAACACGGUAUCACUGGUUGGGUUGAGAGGGAGAACUUUGUGCCCCUUUCCUAG